Ostrea edulis (European flat oyster) is the source of this 1140-nucleotide messenger RNA. RefSeq names its product tripartite motif-containing protein 3-like. Lineage: Eukaryota; Metazoa; Mollusca; Bivalvia; Ostreida; Ostreidae. The record is from RefSeq and is a predicted model, not a curated record. The transcript has a single exon. Bases 1 to 1140 code for a protein of 379 amino acids.
AUGAAGUCAAUAAAAGAGAAUCUCCUGGCUGCUCUAAACUCUCACCAAUCCAAAAUCAAAAAUCAAAUUCCAGACAUGACCCAAACAGUUCAACAAAACAAAGAAAUUCUGAAGUCCAACAAUGUGUCUGCAGUCACUAACUACAAAUCCAAACUCCAGGAAUACAGGAACAUGCCUACUGAUAUUGAUGUCAAACUGCCAUCACUCAAAACCAACACAGUCCAAGGGAGAGAACUCAGCCUGGAAUUAGAGGACUACAAGGCUAGCCUGACACAGACAACACUGUCCAGUCUGACAGACGAAGUCUCCUAUUUAUCUUUACAAAAGCUGUUAAAGCAAGCCAAAUCAAUUACAACCAUUCCUACUGGAGUUAAUCCUCUACUCCAUGUUGCCUGUGUGGGAGUGGAUGAAGCCUGGGUUAGUGGUAAAUAUAAAACCAUAACACGUGUUGACAUACACGGGUCUGUCCGGGACACUGUCACCACCACCUGUCAAUACUGGCCUGAUGGCAUCACAGUGACCAGACAGGGAGAACUGGUAUACAGUGAUGUUCAAAAUAGAACUGUGAACAUUGUCAGACACGGGAGAUUAGAGACACUGAUAACCACACCACAUGGCUGGCAUCCAGGUCAACCAUGCUGUACUAAGUCAGGGGACAUCCUGGUCAGUAUGCUUACUACUGAUUAUAGCCAACGUAAAAUUGUCCGUUAUCAGGGACACACAGAGAAACAGGAAAUAGAUAGAGAUGAAGAUGGAGAACCAAUCUAUAAAGGAGGGAAAUACACACUGUAUGUGGUGGAGAACAACAAUGGAGACAUCUGUGCCUCUGAUAAUAAUGCUGACACCGUGGUCGUGGUGAACAAGUCAGGAAGAGUCCGAUUCCGAUACGACGGUACACCAGCCAGGAGGAAGAAGUCAUUUAAUCCUAGACAUAUAGUGACAGACUCCAUGAGUCAGAUCAUUGUGGCAGAUAUCAACAAUGCCUGUCUACACAUCCUGGAUCAGAACGGACAGUUCCUGAGAUGUGUGGACAAUUGUGGACUAGAUAAACCUCGCGGACUGAGUGUGGACAGUGAGGGGAGGUUGUGGGUAGGGUUAUAUCAAUCAGGAGAAGUGAAAGUGAUUCAGUACAUGAAAUAA